AUGACUCGUGGAAAUCAAAGAGAUUUGGCUCGUGAGAAGAACCAGAAGAAGAUGGCGGAGCAGAAAAAGCGGCAAGGAGCCGCUGGACAGGAAGGAAAUGCCGGUCUCUCAAUGGACAACCGAAUGAACCGUGACGCCGACAUUAUGCGUAUCAAACAGGAGAAGGCCGCGGCGAAGAAGGCCGAAGAAGCCGCCGCCGCAUCGGCAAACGCCAAAAAAGUCGCCAAAGUGGACCCAUUGAAAAUGUGA
Caenorhabditis briggsae is the source of this 249-nucleotide messenger RNA. RefSeq names its product Protein CBR-MOAG-4 (gene Cbr-moag-4). Gene Ontology annotation, cellular component: cytosol. The transcript is spliced from 3 exons. Lineage: Eukaryota; Metazoa; Nematoda; Chromadorea; Rhabditida; Rhabditidae. Bases 1 to 249 code for a protein of 82 amino acids. The record is from RefSeq and is a predicted model, not a curated record.